GUCUGUGGUUCGCAGACUGGAAUAUAACAGGCACUGGAGGAUUCCUGCUCCGUCCCCUGGUUUGGGCCUUGCGACCGAUGUUGAUUAUCCCUGGAUGGUUGUUUAGUAGAGAGAAUUUACCUACUUUCGUUGCUAUUAAGUAGCCCCCAAAGCGGAACCUUGAUUUGUCUGUAAGGGGGAAACGGAAAAUCUCCUUUUAAAAAGUUGCGCUACGACCCUUUUCCCCUGACUCCCAAUCCCUUAGUUUUGCUGUAGAAGUAGAGGUUUUUUUGGAACAUUGGUCUCACUGUCUGGUGCUGAUCUCCCUGCAAAAUGAGUUUAUGUUUAUCUGGUAUUCGAAGCCUUCCUAAGUUUUGGAAGAGCAACCCAUGCCUUGGGCUAAGCCCAGGGCACUCUUCUUAUCUCUCUCUCAGAGUCUACUGUGGCAUCAGGAACCAACAGAGGUGGUUUUCUCUUAAAACAAUGUGUCCACAAGAUACCAAAUCAAGGAAUCUGCUGAUUACCAAGGCCAGAUAUCUCAGGAAAGAUGAGGGCAGUAAUAAGCAAGUUUCUUCUGAUUUUCCUCACCUUUUUGCAGCGGGAGCAGCUAAGAAGAGAUCUCAGAUGAAUCCUCAGAGUAAAGAUCAUGCCCUGCCACCUGUGAGGAACGCUAUUCAAGUCCCAACAAAACCUUUGAAUUCAGAGGAGUGGGAUAAACUUAAAGAAGAGUUCAAAGGAAAGACCAGUUUUGAAAAUUGGAUCAGUUCACAGAUGGCUCGCUGCCAUAGCUCUGUAGAUGUGGCUAAAUCUCUGCUGGCAUGGGUAGCAGCAAAAAACAAUGGUAUUGUAGGCUAUGAUUUACUGGUCAGGUAUUUAUAUCUCUGUGUCUUCCAUAAGCAAACAUCAGAAGUUAUUGACGUCUAUGAAAUUAUGAAAGCCAGAUAUAAGAGUUUGGAAUCUGGAGGUUACAGUCUUCUCAUCCGAGGAUUAAGUCAUUCAGACAGAUGGAGAGAGUCCUUGUUGCUGUUGGAGGACAUCAAAAAAGUCAUAACCCCUUCGAAAAAGAACUAUAAUGACUGUAUCCAGGGAGCCCUCCUUCAUCAAGAUGUAAACACAGCGUGGCAUUUGUAUCAGGAAUUGCUAGGUCAUGAUCUUAUUCCACUGCUGGAAACUUUAAAAGCCUUCUUUGAUUUUGGAAAAGACAUAAAGGAUGAUCACUAUUCAAACAAACUGCUAGACAUUCUUUUGUAUCUAAGAAAUAAUCAACUAUAUCCUGGAGAGUCAUUUGCUCAUAGUAUAAAAACAUGGUUUGAAAGUGUUCCUGGAAAACAAUGGAAGGGACAAUUUACCACAAUUCAAAAAAGUGGUCAGUGUUUGGGCUGUGGAAGAACCAUAGAGCCUAUUCACCUCAGCCCAGAAGAGUAUGAAUUUCUCAAGGGAAAAAUCAUGAAGGAUGUGAUAGAUGGAGGUGACCAAUACAAAAAGACUACACCUCAGGAACUUAAGAGAUUUGAGAACUUUGUAAAAUCCUCUCCUCCUUUUGAUAUUGUCAUUGAUGGCCUCAAUGUUGCCAAAAUGUUUCCUAAAGCUCGAGAGUCCAAAGUUCUUUUGGAUGUAGUCUCUCAACUAGCCAAACAGAAUCUGCGACUGCUGGUCCUGGGCCGGAAACACAUGCUAAGACAGAGAUCCCGGUGGAGAAAGGAUGAGAUGGAAAAGGUACAAAAGCAAGCCAGCUGUUUUUUUGCUGAUGACAUCUCAAAAGAUGAUCCAUUCCUUCUGUAUGCCACACUGCACUCGGGGAAUCACUGUAAGUUUAUCACAAAAGACCUGAUGCGGGACCACAAAGCCUGCCUACCUGAUGCCAAGACCCAACGCCUGUUCUUUAAGUGGCAGCAGGGACAUCAGCUGGCAAUUAUGAAUAGGUUUCUAGGAUCAAAAGUAACCUUUCAGCAUAUUUUCAGCUAUGACACAGUGGUACAAACAACUGGAGACUCGUGGCACAUACCAUAUGACGAAGACCUGGUAGAAAGAUAUUCCUACGAAGUGCCAACCAAAUGGCUUUGCCUCCACCGAAAGACAUAAAGACUCCUACUAAAAGACCUCAUGCUAAAUUUGUGUUUAGGUGCCCUUCUGGUUGGCAUCAGAGCUCUUAAAUUGAUGCUUGUUUGGAGAAUUGCCUCUGUCCUGAAGAUAAAAGGGUUCUGUUAACACUGGUCUAGUUGGUUUGUAUGUCAACAAAUUGAUUUUUUAAUUAAAUGAGAUAUAUAAUAUAAUAUAUUUUCAUAACCAGUUGCAUUUUUUCCUCUAACAGUUGUUUUCAGAGGCUUAUUCAAAGCUGGGGAACUCAGUACACAGUGAAGCCUACGUUUCUCUUGUUGGGCCAGCUAUUCCACUUAGCUUAGGUGACAGGUAGUGCUUCUGGUAUCCAUUUUGCUACUUCUGACUUCACCUUCUAGGCCCACCAAUAGCAGAACCAAUCUGUCUGGCCCUGGACUAUUCAUUUUGUUUCUAAACACCUUCUCCCAUCUCUGACAUAGUUUCAUUCUCUACAUGUUGUCUCCUUCCCACAUAAAAUCAUUUAUGGUUGUCUGUGAUAAAGUGGACAAGAUAUCAAAAGCUUACUAGCAACUUUUAGUUACUUAUUACCCAGUGAUUUGGGUUGGAGAAGAGGGGGCAAUCACUUUUCUGUAGACUCUGUUGUUUCUUCUACACUCUAUAAUCCUUUUUCCAAAUUGGGUCAACAUUUUGUGAACACUGUUAAUUCCAACACUCAGGAAUGAUUCUAAGGUAUACAGAUUUUUUUUUUCAUUUAAUCAAAUUUGACUUAGUUUAAUAAAGUGAUUAAAUUUUAAUA
Molecule: messenger RNA, 2833 nt
Organism: Galeopterus variegatus (Sunda flying lemur)
Lineage: Eukaryota; Metazoa; Chordata; Mammalia; Dermoptera; Cynocephalidae
Gene: PRORP
Product: KIAA0391 ortholog
Exons: 8
Coding region: 313-2061 (582 amino acids)
Biological process (GO): mitochondrial tRNA 5'-end processing; tRNA 5'-leader removal
Cellular component (GO): mitochondrial ribonuclease P complex; mitochondrion
Molecular function (GO): ribonuclease P activity; protein binding
Source: RefSeq, a predicted model, not a curated record